CCCUGUGUACAUGCUGUCCACAGAAAAGCCAGCUUUGACUUUUGUUUUUCAAUUUAAACAAAUUAUUAAAAUGAUAAAUUCGCUGUACAAUAAGUGAUUAAAAGGCCACACAUACAAAUACUGACCAUAUAUGUGUGGCAAGUCAAACUUUGAAUUGUCUUUUGCUACUUUUGUGAAACGGCAGGUAGACUUGUUCUCUAGCGGUUAUUAUCAUCUUUAUUGUUACCAUAUCCAAAAAGUAGUGCACAGCUUUCAGUUAACACUACCGCAAACAGUAGACUACUAGCCACAACUUUUAUGUUAUAAAGCUAUAAGUUUUAAAUCCAAGUAUACAGGUAUCUCGCGUGAACAAGCCAUCGCCUGCCUACUGCCCCAACAGAUAACUUAGCGAUGCUAACAGUUAUGAAGUUCAGUCAGUAACGUUAGCUUCCUUCCGUCGACAUGAAUUUGUAUCACGUCUUGGAGCUGGUGGGAGAGGGCUCGUUUGGUCGAGUUUACAAGGGGAGGAAAAGAUUUACCGGUCAGGUGGUGGCUCUGAAGUUCAUGCCAAAGGUGGGUCGUUCUGAAAAGGAGCUACGGAGUCUCAAGAGGGAGAUUGAGAUUAUGAGGGGUCUUCAACAUCCAAACAUUGUCCAACUCUUUGACAGCUUUGAGACUGAAACUGAGGUUGUGGUUGUAACUGAGUAUGCAGAGGGUCAAUUGUUCCAGAUUCUUGAGGAUGAUGGGAACCUACCAGAAAGCCAGGUCCGUGAGAUUGCCUGCCAGCUGGUCUCAGCUCUGUAUUAUUUACACUCCCAUCGCAUUCUUCAUCGUGACAUGAAACCACAAAAUAUACUCUUGGGGAAAAGUGGGGUGGUGAAACUGUGUGACUUUGGGUUUGCCAGGGCCAUGAGCGUCUCCACCUUGGUGCUGACUUCUAUCAAGGGAACGCCACUGUACAUGUCUCCCGAGCUGGUAGAGGAAAAGCCUUACGAUCACACUGCUGAUCUGUGGUCUUUAGGCUGCAUCCUUUAUGAGCUCCACACGGGGGCACCUCCGUUCUACACUAACUCCAUCUUCCACCUUGUGCAGCUCAUUGUGAGAGAGCAAGUGAAAUGGCCAGGCACUAUGAGCGACACCUGCACGAGUUUCCUGAAAGGUUUGUUGACCAAAGACCCUCAGAAGCGGUUGUCGUGGCCAGACCUCCUGCACCACCCUUUUGUUGCUGAUGAUGUUCUAGUACUGUCAGACACAGAUGUUUUCAGCCCCCUGACAGUCCCACCCAGCCCAGACAUGCUGGCGCUGAAACUUCAGCAAGCGGCAGCGAAGACAGUUCCGACUUCUGGAGAGAGCAGGUUACUGCGAAAGGCCAGGGAACAGAGGGACAACCGUAGCAGGGGAAAACCAGUUGGUAGUGACAGUGUAAAAAAAAAAAAGGAUGGAGUUGGAAAUGAAAGGGCCAACUCUGCAACGGCAGCAACACCCCCCAGAGCCAAGCCCCACUCCAGUGAUGGCUCUGUUACUUCAAGCUACUCGACCACGGCAGCUUCAAAUCAAAACCUCAACCCAAAGACUCAAGCCUGCACAAGAUCAAAACACAGGGGUCAGAUCAGCAGAGACUACGAACAGGAAUUCCCCUCUGUAGAGGUCGGCCCUCGACUGGUGCGGACAGGCAGUGAGGACAGACAGACCACACUGCACAGGCAGAAUGUUGACAGUGAAGCUUAUUGGGAGAAACUGGUCCAAGAAUCAGAUCCAAGCAAGCAGCUGAAAGAACUAUUUGACUACAGUGCCAUUAUACCUCAACUUAGAUCUAAGAUUCUCGCUUUUAAAGCUCAGCUAACAGUUGGCAUUGUUAAAGAAACAUGCCAGAUUCACCUGCCGCUGAAGGUCUUAUGCAACCUGAUUCUGACCUCUGAACCCGAGAAGUCAUACCACAUCAGCCGUGAACUUGGACUACCCCACGUCCUUUUUGACCUGGUCCACGAUACUGUAGAGAACUCAAAUUUCAUCAAGCAACCGUGGAGUGUUCCAGCACUUAGAGAAAUUAUUGCAGUGCUCUUGAUCUACUGGGAUAAACAUUGUGACUGGGUGGAAGAAGAACAUAGACUGGAAGAGUUCACAAAGCCCUUCAUCACAAUUCUAAGUCGACCAGACCUCAUUCCUUUGGCACCUUUGGCUGCCACUGUUUUGUCUCUGUUAACACAACACAGUGUCGAUGUCAAAGUUGAUAUGAACACUCUAACCUCCUUGCUGAAAAACCUGCUUUUGGAGCCCCAACUUUCCCUUCCCUCUGGCUGGGGACUCUGUGAUGGCCUCCUGUCUUUACUCCUCCACACACUGUAUGAGCAUCAAAAUGGUUCUGGAUCUUCAUGUUUAGAUCCAGUUAUGUUUCUGGAUUUAUGGAAGAAAAUUGGUACUUCACUAGCAAAGACGACAGCAGACACAGACUUCUGCUCGGCAAAUGGGCUGUAUUCCUUUCUGUCUGCUGCGCUGUAUGACUUCACUAAGGAUCCAUACUCAUGCAUUCCUCUGUUUUCUGCGAGUGAAUCAAAAUGUGUAUACACUCUUGGCCGGCUGCUGGGCACUGACUGUCUUCAUUUGUUUGCUGAAGGCAGUCCUGGGAGACUUGAGGUGGAUCUGAGUCACGACGCCUUGUCUGUGUUGAGCUGCCACUUGCUGUGCUUUCCAUUUGCCCUGGACCUGCCUUCACACACCAUGUCCACGAUUCUCCAGUUGUAUGACAGUUGUGGUAUUGUCACAAGCCUCCUGCAGGUAAUUCGAACUCUUCCUCCUCCGCUGCUGGAGCUGCCUCUCUCCCUGCUGAGCCGUUUGCUCCUGUGUGACCUCGAACGCUCCAUUUCCCGCCUCAGAAAAGCUGCUUGUGGGUUUUUUUUCGCGCCACCCAGGGACAGCCAGCUCGGCACCUCCAGACACCAGACGCCGCUUACCAGAACCGCCAGCUCCCUGCUCCUUGACUUGCUGCAGCUGGACAUGCUGUGGGACUCUGCUGCAGAGCUCCUAACUCUCUUGUCCCAAGUAGCCCGUUGUUCAGCCUGGCCCGCCUGCCUCCAGCUUCACCUGGAAGCCUCAGUGCUGCACCAGGCGCUGGCUCACUCUCAUGACCAGAUCAGGGCUGCUUCAUGCAGACUUUUGGGAAACCUGAAUCCAUUCAGGCCUCCUGUCCUGCAACCUGAUAUUUUCAAAAGCAUGAUAGGCUGUCUUCAUGACUCCUGCCCGCCUGUCCGGCGAAUGGCUUGCAGGGCAGUUGGGAACUGGUUGGGACACAUUGCAGCAGGGGCAGAGUUUAAAAUGUGCAGGUCCAAUAGAAAGGGCAGUGAUACCACAGGGUGGGGCAAAGAAAAGGAACAAAACAAACUCAAGUGUUCACAGAGUGAUACAGCCGGAAAUUUAGCUACUGUCAUAGAGCGGGGAGUGGACGAAGAGGAGUGCAGCAGGUGGAUAGAGGAAGCCACGAGGACGGCGGCCGCUCUGGCGUCUCUGAUCACUGACCCCGAUGCCCUCACACGUCGUUACUGUUGUGCAGCCCUGGGAAACCUGGUAAAUGUUGAUGGCGCUGUAUCCUUGUUGUUGGAGGAGGACGUGUCCAGCCUACUUCUGAGAGCCGCAUGUACCGAUUCCCAUAACGCAGUGAGACAAGCUGCCAUAGCAACCCUGUGCCUGUACAGCGAGCAGGACGCAAUACGUCAGGUCCUGAUAUCCCUCGAUGCCAAUAAGAAACUUCUCCAGGCUUCACAACAUGCACCUCCGCAAUGUGACUAUCAUCAGCUCAUUGGACAGCUGUGAGUGAGUCCACUUCAUGAGGAAUGACAGCAGAGUAAAAAAUUCUUCUCCCUCCUGACUUUACAGUACCUGUCUUAAGCAAUGUGAUAGGAGAUGGCAGAAAAUAAUCAUAUCCAAUGUUUAUUUCUUUUUUAUGUGUCUUAUUUUCUUUGAAAAGUUAACCUAAUACAUAAUACACAUUGUGUUAAUAAAAAUUAACUUUUCUUAAUGAA
Molecule: messenger RNA, 3995 nt
Organism: Lates calcarifer (barramundi perch)
Lineage: Eukaryota; Metazoa; Chordata; Actinopteri; Centropomidae
Gene: stk36
Product: serine/threonine kinase 36 (fused homolog, Drosophila)
Exons: 20
Coding region: 442-3786 (1114 amino acids)
Biological process (GO): protein phosphorylation
Cellular component (GO): cytoplasm
Molecular function (GO): protein kinase activity; ATP binding
Source: RefSeq, a predicted model, not a curated record